AUGGCAAGUGAAGUGAAAGAGGAAUGGUGCUCGGGCUGGGGCCGAUGGCAAGUGAGGCUGGCCCUCCUGCUGGCGCUGCCCGUGUUCCUCACCGGCGCCUACGGAACGAACUACGUGUUCCUGGCGGGCCCUACUGAGUACAGGUGUCGUGUCCCAGAAUGUGAAGGAUCUUCGAGCAAGGUCUCGGUGACGGCAGAGACCUGGUCUCAACCUUGGACAAAAUGGGCUCUGGUUCCCAAUGAUCCUUGUAGAAGAUGGAGCCCGAAGCACUUGGAUGGGGCUUGUACCGCUGACGCUUUCGACAACAGCACUUCAGAAGUCUGCGAGAACUUCGUGUAUCGGGCGUCAAGUAGUAUUGUUGUAGAGUUCGACCUGGCCUGCAAGGAGUGGAUGCGGUCGUUAGUCGGCACCAUUCACUGUGUGGGAAUGCUCAUCUCUCUGCCCAUCAUAGGCUUCAUAUCGGAUAGAUGGGGUCGUCGGAGCGCCCUGAUUGUGAGCAGCUGCGGCGCAGGAGUGUUCGGCCUCUGCAAGUCUUUCGUCGGGUCCUACUACAUGUAUGUGACAGCCGAGAUGCUGGAGACUGCCUUCGGAGCGAGCGUCUACCCGUCGGCCUUUGUCUUGAUGAUCGAAUGGCUGGGAGUCGAGCACAGGGUCCUGGCCAGCUUCGUGCUCGGCAUCCCGCUGUCCCUUGGAGCUGCUUUUUUAUCACUCUUGGACUACUUGACUGGUCACUGGAGACUCUGGGCCAGAAUAGCAUAUCCACCGUCAUUUUUAUUUCUCUUAUACCCUUGGGUGCUACCUGAGAGCGUCCGAUGGCUGAUCACUAGAGGGAGAGUCUCCGAAGCUGUGGCCACCAUCAGAAGUGCUCUGAACUGUAACCGGAUGACGAUUCCGAAAGCAGGCUUAGAAAAGACUGUGAUGAAUGAGCAGGAAGCCAUAGGGAGCAGUGGGGUCCUGCAGGACGAAAGUCUGCUGCGUGCUUUGAUCAAGUAUGAAGUCCUGCGUCGUCGGCUGUUCGUGUGCUGCGUGUGGUGGUUGUCGUGCGUGUUCGUGUUCUACGGGCUGGCGGUGCGCGCGCACGUGCUGGCGGGGUCUGCGCACGUGAACUACGCGCUGGUGGCGGGCGCGGAGCUCCCCGCGCUGGCGCUCAACACCCUGCUGCUGGACCGCGUGGGGCGCCGCCCGCUGCUCACGGCCGCCCUGCUGCUCACUGCCGUGUCGCUCAUCACUUUACCGUGCUUGCCUCAAUCGAGCACAGGUUGGGGCACGGCUCUGUACCUGUCGGGCAAGGUGGGCGUGACGAUGUCGCUGAACGCGCUGUACGUGUACACGGCGGAGCUGUUCCCCACGCGCGCGCGGCACCGCCUGCUGGCCGCCUGCUCCGCCGUGGGCCGCGUCGGCGCCAUAUUCGCGCCGCUCACGUCUUUGCUGGCGGAGUACAGGGCGUGGCUGCCGACCGUAUUGUUCGGUUCCCUGCCUCUGCUGAGCGCGGCGCUCACCUUCCUGGUCCCCGACACGCUGCACCAGACGCUGCCCGAUUCCUUCGCAGACCUGGAAGAGUCUCCGCCACCGGUGCACAUUAAUGAAGCUUAAAUACAUGUACUCCUUACAUACAAUUUUGUAUGAAAUUCUAGUUACUUUGGGGAUUACGACGAAGUGAAGAUCUUCCACCGAGCGGUUGAUAUUUGCUCGGUAGACCGACGGUCCGGUUCGGAACUUGUAUAUAUGCAAGCUUAUUUUAAAAAUGCCAUUAGUGAGAUUCAGAAAUCUGUCAAAUAUCUUGCGUUGUAUGAUGGCUACCCGCCACUUGCCAAAGGCUUGUGUAUUUUUGGCGUGAAACAAUUUACAAUUUACAAUCAUUAUACAAUUUUCAUCCGAAAUCUUUUUACUCUUACGUUUUAGGGAAUAAGUACCUACUCCUACGAACGGACUGUAAACUUUCAGCUCAUCCAUUCUCUGACCUGGACCUCCACUGGGGCCUCGGGCACGAAGGCACGUCCGCUGAGUUUUUUUUUAUUGCCCUUGUAGGUAGACGAGCAUACGGCCCACCUGAUGGUGAGUAGUUACCG
Messenger RNA from Bombyx mandarina (wild silkworm), 2069 nucleotides. RefSeq names its product organic cation transporter protein. Gene Ontology annotation, cellular component: membrane. Gene Ontology annotation, molecular function: transmembrane transporter activity. Gene Ontology annotation, biological process: transmembrane transport. The record is from RefSeq and is a predicted model, not a curated record. Lineage: Eukaryota; Metazoa; Arthropoda; Insecta; Lepidoptera; Bombycidae.